AAGAGCACCCAUGCUGGGUUUCGGAAUUCUGACUGUUUACAAGUUCAGUUUCUUUUCUGAAAUCCCUGAAGCUGCAGUAUGCGUCAGAAAGUAUCACCAAUGACCAUCUACAGUUUAAAAAAAAAAUCUCAUCAGGUACCGGAGGAUUUAUAUGUAGGAGUAACCAAUCUCCUAGCUCAUUGAUCUCUCGUAGCCUCAAUUUCUCGUUCAUUGAUCUCUCGUAGUCUCAUUCAGAGACUAUAUUCUUGACGUUAAAAAAAAAACAGAAUCGGGAACAGAAUCUCUCCCUCGCGCACGGGGAGAGGAAACAGAAUCGGAAGCGAAGUUGUGGAGGAAGCGGAGUACAUAAUACUAAUCUCUACUUCUCACCUCCUCUUUUCUUUCUCCCUCCUUGACCUGCUCUGUCUCGUGGCGUGGGCUACGACGACAGCGCGACCGGCGCCGCUUUCGCACGUCUUGGUCGGGACCUUCGCCGGCGACGAGCAUCCACUAGGUUUUUACCCUUCACUUCUUGUAUGUACACCACCCUAUAAGGUGAGAUGCCCUUCCAAUGGAGUGCACCCAUCCAAUCCAAUGGGGGUUGGGGGGCUCUUAUUUUAGCUAGCCCAUCCGAGACACAAUAAUGUGCUGCUGUUCUUCAAUUCAUCCACAAUAUAUCAUCUAACUACAAUUCAAGCAGCCAAUCAACUAUCAUUAUAGUCCAUUCAUCACAUUGGAAUAAGGGCUCAAAAAGUAGUUUAGCCAUGUUGGUUAUGGUCCUGUAUCGAUAAGCUUUUAUACAUAUAAAAAGAAACAUACAAAAAAACAGAGUUGACAUAAAACACUGAAAUUCUUUUAUAUAAGAGAAAACAUCUUUCAAACUAUGUUCUCCUUUACAAAGUAAUAAGGGUACAUCGUACAUGCCCUGACAGACUCUUUUUUUCCUAUCAUGUAACAAAGUUGAAAUACUCAUCUGAGUCGUUACCUUAAGAUUAUCAAUUCCAUGAAAUUAUUUUUUUCUAGUGCUUGAUGUUCUUGUAUGUACUGAACAGUAGGACGGCUCUUCUUUACUGAAAAGAGUUCAGCCACAACCAGAGCAUGAUGAGGAAUUCAGAACAAGGCCUGCAUGGGGGAAUUGUCAAAAGAAGAGAAGUACAAAAAAUUUCACUUAGCAAUCUCCCAAUGGAUAUUUUAGCAAAGAUCUUGUCGCAGUUGCCAAUAAAUGACGCUAUAAGGACAAGUGUAUUGUCAAGAAAAUGGAAAUAUUUUUGGUGCAGCCACACCAAUCUUACUCUUAAUAAAGGUACAAUGAGGAAACCUUAUGUCAAGACCUUGACUCCAUAUCGAUGGCGAUGGCUCAGGGACUACGAAUUUAUUACAAGGGUUGAUGCGGUCCUGCGUCAGCACAGUGGAAUGGGGGUUCAACGUAUGGAAAUUAAGUUUCGGUUGCAUAGUAAGCACGCAGACCAUAUUGAUAGAUGGGUGAACUUUGCAAUUGCAUCAAAAACAAAGGAAUUGGUUGUUGAUUUAUCAGGUCAGGAUAAGGGCUCAUUUUUCACAGAUUUGACACAUAGCAAUUGCAUACGGAUAAUCAAAGAACCACCAUAUAAUUUGCCUCCACAGCUUCUUGGCCUCAAUUAUGGUUCAUACUUGCGGUGUCUCGAGCUUACGACCGUGUCUCUGCAGCUGCCUGCUGAUUUCAAAGGAUUUCUGGACCUCAAGAUUCUUAGCUUAGUAGAUAUGAGCAUUACAGAUGAAGAUGUUCAGCGUAUGCUAUCCAAAUGCAAUCUUCUGGAGUUUUUGGAGAUUUCAUAUUGCGAAAUGGUUACUAGCAUACGAAUGCUUCAUCCAUUGGACCGGCUUAAGCAUUUGGUAGUGGAUAUCUGCCCUAAUCUGCAAGAGAUAGAACUGAAUUGUAGUCCAACAACACUUAAGUACAGUGGCACCAUGGUUCCUUUGAUAUUUGCUUCAACAUCCAGGCUGACAAAUAUUAGUAUUGUAUUCAUCAAUUACCAAUCUGCUAUUUCCUAUAUCAUUACUGGAUUCCCCAGUACUUUGCCAAGGCUCGAGACUCUGACCUUACAUUGUGGAGAACGUGAGAGAACUAUCGUACCAGAAGGGCCUUUCAAAUUUACUUAUCUUCGGAAUUUGAGGUUGGAAUUAGCUCUCUGUGGCCAUGGAAAUAUCAGAAAGACUGAUGCCCUUGAUUAUGCUUAUAUCCUGAAGAUUGCUCCUUUCAUGGAAACACUGGAGUUGUCUGUAAGUUUAUUUCAUUGUGGCUUCGCAAACAGAUUUCGUAAGUUGUGGAAAAAAAAAAAUGCCAAUGACAAUAAAAUUACAAGAAUAGUGAUCUAUUUAUGUUAUCUGUUGGGGCAGUUGGUAAUGCUAAAAAGCGCAUAGUGACAUGCAGUAGUUUAUUUCUUAACUUUUUUAUUGAAUAGAAUAUUUGAUUCUGUCUUUUGCGCAUAUGAGCAUACCUAAAACUUU
Molecule: messenger RNA, 2466 nt
Organism: Oryza sativa Japonica Group (Japanese rice)
Lineage: Eukaryota; Viridiplantae; Streptophyta; Magnoliopsida; Poales; Poaceae
Product: F-box/FBD/LRR-repeat protein At1g13570
Source: RefSeq, a predicted model, not a curated record